AAGCACAUUUACACUGUCCUCGUAGUGAACAGAUUAGGACUGGAUCGAGUGAUGAGGAACGCCUGACGAAAAAGAGCUCAUCCAUUUUGCGCGACCAUUGCUGUUGCUAUAAUAUGACACAUAUCUUUGACUGAUCUGAUAUUUUCCUGAAAAGAAUCGAUCUUAUCAUGAUUGUCACUGUUCAGAUUGUCGUCUGCUUGCUCAAAGAGGCAUUCCAGUCGUUGCUCUUCAGAUAUCGCGAAGGACAUUCAGUCGAUCUCGAGGAAUUGACCAAAACAAAAGGAACUCAUGUGGAGAGGAGAGAGCUUAUAACAGAGGAAUCUGAGCAUGAUUUGAAACAGAGUCCCACUUUACAAGAAUCCGAAAUUGUUUCGCAUUUGGCAAACCCACAAGGAAAUCCUGCUUUCAGUCUGACAGACAUGAUUUCAGAAGAAGACUGGGAUAAUGAUAUUGUGAACCAUGCACAAGAUGACAGCACUAGAUUGCAAACAAACAAUAUUGCUCCUCACAGCAGUGAGGUAAAUUUGCAAGAGAAGAACUUUUUUCUUGGUGUAAACGGUAAUAAAGAUCUACUUUGUGAAGAAACAUCAUCAACGUAUUCCUCUGAUUCAGAAGCUUGCAUGGGAAGUACUUCACAGGAUCAUGAAACAAAUUAUGCAAGGUCUCUUCAUCGUGUGUCACAGAGGGACUGGCUAGAUGAACUUGAGUCACUUUAUUUUUCAGAUAUGAUCACAGAACUCAAGUUAAUUCUCCCAAGAGCCUUUGAAGCCAACAAGAAUUGUUUCGACUUUGUUCUCUUUGUCGUCAAAUUUGCUGAUUUUGAUAUUCAAGCUGGCAAAAAGUCACUAGCUUAUUUGACUCUUGUUGAGUUUGAGGCUUGGUUGAAGUCAAAAACUGAAGGUAGGAGUAUUCAGGAAGUACAGAGGUUGGGAUAUUGGCCUUCUGACAACCACAAGGACCUGGCUUUGGAAGUUGUUGUAUCUUCCACAUUUUUGCUUUUUGAACCAAUAAAAAGGACAUUUCAACUUGAUUCAGGAGAGAAUGGAUUCUUGACUAAACAUGUGAGAUUUUUGAUGCAUUCCAAGAGAAAAUAUAAAGAGGCUGCUACUAUUGCAUACAAGUUAAAACUGCAAAAACACUUUGAAGUAACUGAGAUUUUACUGCCUUUGAUCAUUACGGACAAGUUACAACUAGCAGAGAGCUAUGUGGCUGGCUGUCCUUCAUCUUUACAAUUGUUUAUGAAGAUGAUUGAUGAUUUAUGUGCCAUGACAGAUGAUGAACUAGAGCUGGUAGUUGAGAAAACUGUGUCACCAGUACCAAAGGAUCACAGACUAAAGAACAAGACACUUGUCAAGUUAGGAGAGAGACUGGUGAAGAUGUUUCAUUUGAAAGCAGAGAGUUUUCCCAAUAUAUACAAAGAAAAGAACUUGAAUGGAUUGAGAUAUCUCUUGCAAAAGAAAUAUUCAGAGAAGCAACCCCUUAAUCAGAAAUGGGACAAUCUUAUUGAGACUUCUCUUGGGAAUAACAAGUGGCUACAUUAUAAACUGAUAGAGAGCUUGGUCGAGUUUGAUGAUAUUGAGGAAGCUGCUAGGUGGACCAUGUUUUAUUGUCUACCUCUGGAAUCAGUUCCCCCUGUGGUCAAACAGCUGAUUGACUCCUGGCAAGCUACCAAUGAAGAUUCCGAAGACUGGGAGGCCGAAAUGGAUGGGAAAUCUGAACCCAGGGUGUUUAACAAUGAAUCUUUUGCACUAAGUUCAACAUUUACAAAAUUCCAUCGGCUCCCGCUGCCUCUUGAUAAAAUAUUCUUGGUAGACAACGCCCAGUCCUUAAGAGAAUGUACCAGAGCCCUGUGUGUGCCAGGAAAUGUGGUAGGAUUUGAUACUGAGUGGAGGCCAACGAUGUGUCGCGCUGGAACAGAUGAAAGACUGGCGAUCAUUCAACUCUCCACUUGGAAUGAAGUGUUUAUUUUGGAUAUGAUAUCACUGACAGACAACGUGAAAGACUCUGAGAUGAAACAUUUUGCUGAGACUUUCUUUGCUAAUCCCCAAGUUCUUAAACUAGGUUAUGGUGUUGACUCCGACUUUCGUAACCUGGUUUGCUCCUGCCCUGUAUACGAACACGCUGUAAAACACUUGGCUCGGUUUGUUGACAUCUGUCCACUUAGUAAGCAGAUCCUCAACAUACCAAGUGUUCGACAGAAAGUUGGUGCCCGCAUGCGCAGCGUAUCUGCUAGAGCGCGCGCUUGUAUUGAAGAGGAGCGAGGCUUGAGCGAGCUUGUGUUCCUGUGUCUCGGACUGCCGUUGGAUAAAACAUAUCAGAUAUCAGACUGGGAACGUCGUCCAUUAAGUGAGGAGCAACUGGUAUAUGCCGCUUUGGAUGCUUACUGCUUGCUUGAAGUGUAUGAUGUGCUCAAACAGUGGGUCGUCGAGUCGAGGCUACGAAUCAACAUGGAGCCCGCACUCAUCGUCGCUUGGUUACAACCAAAGAAGGAGAAACCGCGACGCAGUAGACAGAAGAAUCCGAAGCCAGGUACACGUUCCAAUGAUCUGCUUCCUCCAGCGAGGAAAAGAGAACCCAUUCCUCCUCAAUCACUGAGGGUCGUGGUCGAUACAAUGCUGCAGGGCCUGGGUCAGCAUUUGAGAUGCUGCGGAGUGGACGUGGCUAUUUUGGAUAACAACGGUGACCAUGCCAGAGCAGCUGAGAUCGCUAUAAACGAGAACAGAAUCAUACUGACGACUGGUUUACCCUAUGAACAGUUGCGUUCCCUGGUGCCCGAAGGAAUGUGCGUCUGUGUUCCAUGUAUGAAGAUAAGACAACAAGUGUUGGCUUUGAAGAAAUAUUUCAACGUGCAAGUGAAGAAACAAGAUAUCUUCAGUCGCUGUCAGGUGUGCAAUGGGACUGACUUCGUACACGUACACCAGGACCAUAUGAGAAUGGCUAUGGGCAUCUUUCAUGGUCGUUUUCAGGCCCCUUUACCUGGCUACGAACCUGAGCAUUGUCCGGUUAACCUUAUGAACCUCACCUUACCUGGCGGCGUGCCUCUAAAGUUAGGACCGUUACCCGAAGAAGUGGCGGACAGUGCUGAUGUGUUCUUCUGUUGUUCCUCUUGCGGUAAAGUAUUCUGGGAAGGAGGACAUCAUAAAAGAAUUUCUACACAGUUUUCCUACCUUCUGGACAGUUCGUCUCACUUCCGUUGAACUGUAUUUAUCAUGAAUUCAUUGGGAAGAAAUCUCGCGAUUAAGAGAUACCAUUAAAUUCAUUAUGAUGUAGACAAGUAAAGAUCACUGAAAUGAAUCUGAGCGAAACUCAUAGUACACACUAGUGCAACCAUUAUUAAUACAGGGAAUGGUUAAGAAGCCCGGUAAACAUCAAAGAAGCAAACAAACAGGCUAAGAUUUACGUUGGAAGGUCCCUAACCCUGUACAUCUUUUGUUUUAUGCUCACAGUUAGUUGUAUGAGCACUCGUAACCACCUUUUGUAUUUUGCCAGGUUCCAAAAUAGCCCACAAAAACAAAGACCUUUACUGGGUUUCAUAGCCAUUUCCCUCUAUUAACUACGCUGUCACGAAUCUUUUCGAGUCAUAGAUUAAUGUGUUUCUUUGUUUUCGUCCACGUUUGAUUAAUAGCGUUCACGUUUCAUAUUAGGACUGUUAGUGCAGUGUCGCCGUUUUCUUUGAUAU
This is a messenger RNA of Orbicella faveolata, 3679 nucleotides long. RefSeq names its product exonuclease mut-7 homolog. The record is from RefSeq and is a predicted model, not a curated record. Gene Ontology annotation, molecular function: nucleic acid binding; 3'-5' exonuclease activity. Gene Ontology annotation, biological process: nucleobase-containing compound metabolic process. NCBI's taxonomy places the organism in Eukaryota, Metazoa, Cnidaria, Anthozoa, Scleractinia, Merulinidae.